AAAAAAACCCCUAAAAAUCACGUGUCUGGAGAUCAAAGGAGAUCCGCUUUGUGGAGUUGGAAGGAGAGCUGGUAAAUGACACGGCAGCGAUGGAGGAGUGAACGCGCUCGUCUCCGCGGGUCACAUUUCGGGAAGGAUUCAGGAGCUCGCUGAGAAAUCCAGUUCCUCACGCAGCCCAGGGCUCACACACCCUCGCCCACUAAAAAAUAAAAUACAAUAACACCCGGGAAAUUAUGUUUCGAUCGGCGCCCAUCCAGCCGGCAAGAUGAUUGUACCGAGGAGAGGGUCUGAUCGCCCGGGCGACCCGAUGGUCUUCGCCGCCCUGGUACUCGCCGCCUCGCUGGGAGCUGUGUGGGCGAAGGAUACCGCCUUCGUGGAAGUGGUGCUCUUCGAGUCGAGCCCGAGCGGAGAUUACACGACCUACACCACGGGGCUGCAGGGGCGCUUCUCCCGAGCCGGGGCCACGAUCAGCGCCGAGGGCGAGAUCGUGCAGAUGCACCCCUUGGGACUGUGCAACAACAACGACGAAGAGGACCUGUAUGAAUACGGCUGGGUGGGUGUUGUGAAGCUAGAGCAGCCGGAAUUGGACCCCAGUUGCCUCACGGUUCUGGGAAAGGCCAAACGAGCUGUACAGAGGGGAGCGACAGCAGUCAUCUUUGACGUGUCCGAAAACCCAGAUGCUAUCGAUCAGCUGAACCAGGUCUCCGAAGACCCCCUGAAGAGGCCCGUGGUGUACGUGAAGGGCACAGAUGCCGUGAAGCUCAUGAACAUCGUGAACAAGCAGAAGGUGGCAAGGGCCAGAAUCCAGCACAGGCCCCCAAGGCAGCCCACAGAAUACUUUGACAUGGGCAUCUUCCUUGCCUUCUUUGUCGUCGUGUCUCUCGUCUGCCUCAUCCUCCUCAUCAAAAUUAAACUGAAACAGCGCCGGAGCCAGAGCUCCAUGAACCGCAUGGCCAUCCAGGCGCUGGAGAAGAUGGAGACCCGGAAGUUCAAGGCCAAGAGCAAAGGGGUACGAGAGGGCAGCUGCGGCACCUCCGACUCGCUGAGCAGCAGCUCUACCUCAGACUGUGCCAUCUGCUUGGAGAGAUACAUUGACGGCGAGGAGCUGCGGGUAAUCCCCUGCACCCACAGGUUCCACAAGAAGUGCGUGGACCCCUGGCUCUUGCAGCACCAUACCUGCCCCCACUGCAGGCACAAUAUUAUUGAGCAAAAGAAGGGGAACCCCGGGCCAGCAUGCAUGGAUCCUGCAAACCCGGUUCACAGCCGGCAGCAGAGGGUGGUCCUACCUGUGCAUUAUCCCGGGCGUGUGCACCGGGCCGGUCAAAUGACAGCCUACCCCACCCGCACAAGCAUGGACCCCCAUGGCAAUCCCAUCACCGUGCUCACGGUGGACCAGCAUUCUGACCAGGCGCUGUAUCCUCCACAGUCGUCGGCAUUUCUCCGCAGCUACCCUCCCAUUCACCUGGACCACACACUCAACCCGCAUCACUGUGGCCUGGAACACCGGGCGCCCAUAUACCCCCAGUCACACACAUUCAAACGGCCCCGUUUCCAUGGGCGCAGCUUCUCUCGUGCUGCCUGCUUCUCCCAGUACGAGACCAUGUAUCAGCACUACUACUUUCAGGGCCUGACCUUUCCCCAGGCCGAGGGCCCAGCAGCGAGCGGGCCUCACAAGGGCCACAGCCGGGCCUUCCAGCAGGGCCUGCUGUAUCCUGCCGUGGUCCAUGUUGCACCAGCUUCUGGUUCCCGCCUGGGUGAGACAGCGAGCUCCUCCAGCUUCAGCUGUUACCACGGACACCGCUCGGUGUGCAGCGGCUAUCUAGCCGACUGCCCUGGCAGUGACAGUAGCAGCAACAGCUCGGCCCAGUGCCAUUGCUCCUCCAGUGACUCCAUGUUGGACUGCACCGAAGUUAGCAACCAGGGCGUGUACGGCAGCUGUUCCACCUUCCGUAGCUCCCUCAGCAGUGACUACGACCCUUACGUGUACCGCAGCCGAAGUCCCUGUCGGGGUGUGGCUGGGGAGGUGGGGCUGGGAAGCCCUCCUGUGCAACCGGACGACACUCUGGCUGCUGCUGGCCAGGACUGUCUUCAGCCCCCGGCAGGUACCAAUUACAGUUCCGGGGACCAGCUUUCCAGCUGUAGCCUGGAGCCAAACUACAGCAGCCGUUCUUCACUGGAACCCAAGGAAACCAGUACCACUACCUCAGCAGGGGCCCUAGAGGGCGCCGGAGCAGACUUUCAAAUCAGGGGCAUAAUGCUGGAUGAGGGUGUGGAGCAGGCGACAGCUUGUAGCUGCUGCUUUGAGAUCCCACCAGCAGACUUGGAGGGCAGGGGUCAAGAGCUGGGUCACAACGGCUUCCCAGCAGCAGGCAACUGUGGCCGGGGGGCGGAGUCCCAAAGCCCUGCCUCUCAGAGUUUGUACAGUGCCAACACUGAGCACCUGUUUCUUGGGGAGCAGGGCAACUACGAAGGACUGCCCUGCUGCUUUUACAAGGAGAUGAGCGGCCAGCGCAACAGCAGUGGACGCUAUGGCGAGGACUAUGCUGUGAACAUUCAGUACACCCAGGCAGACACAGAGGGUCGCACACCGCAAAGCUGUGGGGAGCCGAGCCAGCGGAUAUCCAUCAUCCCUGGGGACACUGACUGUGAGCUGAGGCUCGAUGCUAGGCCUCAGGCCACCUUGCUGCCAGCUGCCCUUCCUGAGUGCAGGGAGGGGGAGGACAGAACUGGACACUGCAGAGAUCAGUCCACAAGGGCGACUCUCUUCCACAGCCAGUUUUCCCCCAGCUUCCGUGAGCCACAGGGAGGCAGAAGCGCUACAGAGUCGGGACCAUUGCAAGCCUUGGGAAAAGACUGUGUAACACAGCCCAACCUGUGAGCUUCUCUGAAUCGGAUAUACGGGAUUUUUCUUUAAUAGUAAGACUCCAGUUUGAACUUUCUGAGGGUGUUAUUUUCUACAAUAUUUUUAAAUGCAUGUGUAUUUAUAUACAUGCACACGGACAGUGUAUUAAGCUUCGACAAACACAGAAGAAAAGUGGUAAUGUGGAGAAAUAACCAAAAUAUAGCAUAUCUGCCUUUGUCUCCGAUAGACCCCUACCCCCAUACUUGCCCCUCCAGGAGGCACCACUAACAGUUUGUGGUGUCUGCUCUUAGUGGGAAGUGAGUCCCAGGUUGCAACUGCUUCUUUUCUGUUGGUGGUCACCACCUGAGGCCCGCUCAUUUCCUUACACUCUCAGGGCUACUGCUGCCUUAGUAGCAAAAUCAGCUUUCAGUGACAUUGGCUCUUGUGAAAUUGUGUUUUCAGCACUGUAGGGGGAUGUAGUACAGCUACUGGUUGAAGUGAACAUGAAAUGAAGUUUUGCUCCCCCCCCCCCAAAUCAAUUGACUGUCUGAAAGUUUUAAUAGCCCAUCACGGUAGACAAACUUUUUUUCCCCCCACUUAAC
Messenger RNA from Scleropages formosus (Asian bonytongue), 3444 nucleotides. It is a transcript of the gene znrf3, whose product is annotated as zinc and ring finger 3. NCBI's taxonomy places the organism in Eukaryota, Metazoa, Chordata, Actinopteri, Osteoglossiformes, Osteoglossidae. The transcript is spliced from 9 exons. The record is from RefSeq and is a predicted model, not a curated record. The coding region runs from base 266 to 2878 and encodes 870 amino acids.